AUGUCUCUUGAAAAUCUUGUAAAAGAGCCACCGGAGCCGUUAAUAGCACAACCUCUAUUCAACGAUAUUCGCCAUGCUAUCACCGAGAAUAUUGAGGCUCAAGACCUGAUAUUCGAAGACAUCGAACCUAUAGCAGGGUUUCAAAUCGCCACCUCCUUGUAUGAAGACAGAGAGACCGAGCAAAUCCAUCCGAGUGUCCAUUAUAACUCCGUCACUAACAAGUCUACUGCUGUCCUGGACUGUCAUAAUGGCUGGAUGCGCGAUGAAUUGUUCCGAAUGUAUCCUGAUUUUCUCACUAAACUGGAAUUCAGAUUUCUAAAUACAUGGACCAGCACUACCCUUCAAAGCUUUGUCGGCCCCUACGAUCUUUCAUCAAAAGAUCCGGGGCUGUGCCUUCGCCCCAAAGGACAACAUUUCCUCACGAUUGUUGUUGAGACUGGAUGGUCAGAAACAUGGCCAUACCUGAAAGACGAUGCAAUUCUAUGA
Molecule: messenger RNA, 486 nt
Organism: Aspergillus wentii DTO 134E9
Lineage: Eukaryota; Fungi; Ascomycota; Eurotiomycetes; Eurotiales; Aspergillaceae
Exons: 3
Coding region: 1-486 (161 amino acids)
Source: RefSeq, a predicted model, not a curated record